GAGAGAUAGAGACUAGUUGUGGCAGAUGAAAAGAAAAUCAGAGAAAGGAUUCAAAAAGUUCGAGGAGGAAGUGGUUAGAUUUAUCAAGGGAUCCUUCUUGGAUUAGAAGUGAGAGUCUUAAAGGGUACUUGAGAAGUUUGAGGUGAAUUGGAUUGACUUUCAGUCAUGUUGAGGAGACGAAUAAAAAUAUUAGUAAGGUUGAGCUGAAGAGAUUUUGCGAUGGUAUUCAGGUUGACUUUACCAAAAACAUCAGAUUUGUAUCUGAUGAUCACAGUUAAUGUUUGAAUAUUAUAGAUUGCACACUGUGGCGUACACGGAGAAGCUAGUUGUUGAAUUUGCGGGAGUCUUCAACUGGCUUGCAAGUUGCAAGUCUUUUGUCCUUCAAUUCUCUUGCUUAUUAUAGUUAACACUUGAAGCUGCUAACAUCUAGGUGAAUGACUUGUAAAUUGUAAUAGAUGGGAUGUUUCGCUAAUAAUAUACUUAACUAGCUGCAGUAUAACUAUGGCUCACUGAGAGUUUGCUAGUUCAAAGUGUUCUGAGUAUCAUAAUUUAUCUGUAGCCUUAUUCUUGGUGGUACUAAAGAGUAAAAUGGAAGCAGGGACUUUAAGCAAUAAUCAUGCUCCUGGUUUUCUUCACCGGUCACUUCCUGCUGUUGUUCCUAUGCUUAUGAUUUCAAUAGGAUAUGUUGACCCUGGAAAGUGGGUGGCAAUUGUUGAAGGUGGUGCGCGGUUCGGGUUUGAUCUGAUGGGCUUCACACUUAUCUUCAAUUUUGCAGCUAUUUUCUGUCAGUACAUAUCAGCAAAGAUUGGUAUAAUCACAGGAAAAGAUCUUGCUCAGAUUUGCAGUGAUGAGUACGAUAAUUGGACAUGCAUGCUCCUUGGAGUUCAAACAGAACUUUCAGUGAUUAUGCUAGACCUUAACAUGAUAUUGGGUAUGGCACAUGGAUUAAAUACUCUUUUUGGAUGGGACUUGUUCACUUGUGUCUUUUUAACUGCUACUGGUGCUGUCUUCCAUCUACUUCUUAUUGUCCUCCUUGACUUUGAGAAGGCAAAGAUUCUAGGCCUGAUUGUGUCAGGUUUUGUAUUGCUUUCUUUUGUGCUUGGAAUACUCAUUAAUCAGCCAGAAAUUCCAUUAUCCAUUAAUGGAAUACUAACAAAGUUGAGUGGGGAAAGUGCAUUUGUUCUAAUGAGUCUUCUAGGAGCAAGUCUUGUGCCUCACAACUUUUACCUUCAUUCCUCUAUUGUAAAGUGGCAUCAGGGAUCAACAACCAUUUCUAAGGAUGCCUUGUGCCACAAUCAUUUUUUGGCCAUCAUAUGUAUCUUCAGUGGCCUUUAUUUGGUAAAUAAUGUGCUGAUGAAUGCUGCAGCAAAUGAGUUCUACAGUAUGGGUCUUAUUCUGGCUACUUUUCAGGAUGCAUUAUCGCCAAUGGAACAGGUGCUGCGUAGUCCAAUAGCUGGGCUUGCAUUUUUACUCAGUUUGUUUCUUUCAAAUCAAACCACAGCAUUAACUUGGAGUUUAGGCGGAGAAGUAGUUAUGCAUGGUUUCUUAAAAUUGGAUAUUCCAGGUUGGCUUCAUUAUGCUACAAUUAGAGUAAUUGCUGUUCUGCCUGCCCUUUAUUGUGUUUGGAGUUCCGGAGCUGAAGGGAUGUAUCAACUACUUAUAUUUACUCAGGUUGUGGUAGCUCUGCAACUUCCAUCUUCUGUGAUCCCCCUUUUUCGAAUUGCCUCAUCUAAAUCAAUAAUGGGUGAUUACAAGAUCUCUCAAUUUGUGGAAUUUUUGGCAUUGAUCAUAUUUAUUGGGAUGCUUGGCUUGAAUAUUGUCUUUGUUGUAGAAAUGAUAUUUGGCAGUAGUGAUUGGGUGAGCAAUUUGAGAUGGAGUGUGGGGAAUGGUUUGUCUCUCUCUUAUUUAGUUCUUCUUAGCAUUGCUUUUGCAUCAUUCUGUUCGAUGCUUUGUUUAGCUGCCACGCCUUUAAAAUCUGCAAGUGUCCAAUUAGAUGUUCAGUCAUGGAAAAGGGACAUGCCAGAGGCUGUACCAAAUCCACAGAUUGUUAGAGAGGAAUCAGAUUUAACUGAAACAAGGUAUCCUAGAGAUACAUCUGUUCAGGUGAAGGGACCAUCACCAGCUCUAGCAAGGAUGUUGGAGUACUCAGAUGUACCAGUUGCAAGUUUUCAUCCAGAUCUACCUCAAAAUAUCAUGGAGCCUGAUCUUCAUGUGACUCCUCUAAGGGGGAGUCAUUCAAUUACAUCAUUUCCUUGCUCCCCAACAUCUGUUGUUAAGGAAUCAGCUUCCACUUCAGAAUCAGAGGCAAUACCAGCUGUAAUUAAGGAGACUUCUGAUGCUAGAUUGGGAGAUGCCAAAACUUUAAAAAUAGAAACAAGCGCCGCUGUUGAGAACACUGUAGAACUUGAGGGAGAUUCAAAUGCCGAAAGGUAUGAUGAUGAUGGAGACUCGUGGGAAACUGAAGAAACAUCCAAAAUGGUCUCUGCAAGUGCCCCAUCUUCAGCAUCAGAUGGCCCAGCAUCAUUUAGGAGCCUUAGUGGGAAAAGUGAUGAUGUGGGGAAUAGCAUUGGAAGUCUUUCAAGAUUAGCAGGCUUAGGGCGUGGUGCAAGGCGUCAACUAGCUGUCAUUCUUAAUGAAUUCUGGGGACAACUUUAUGAUUUCUAUGGGCAAGUUACCCAGGAAGCUAAGGGUAAGAAGCUGGAUGUUUUACUGGGGGUAGAUUCAAGAGUUCCCACUUCUUUGCAGAAAGGGGAUGCAUGUGGAAAGGAAUAUUCUGAAUACUUAAUAUCUGUAGGAAGUAGAGCUCCUGAUACUUUAAUGAACUCUGGUCCAUAUGGCUCUCCCAAGCAGCAUAGGAUGCAGAGUAGCUUAGAGCCUUCCUAUGGGCUUCAAAGGAGUUCUUCCUCACUGCAGGCAAAUCCCAUCCAGUUAUUAGAUGAAUAUGUACAGACCUCCAGGCGCAAUCUCCUUGAUGCUGGUGAAAGGCGCUAUUCCAGUGUGCGCAAUCUGCAUUCAUCUGAAGCUUGGGCUUAUCAGCCAGCUAGUGUACCUGGUUAUCAAAUUUCAUCAUAUAUUAGCCAGGUUGGUAAAGACACAAAUUGUGAUAACUUAAAUGGUCCGAUGGAAUUGUCUCCAUUGAAACCUUCUUCCAUUGGUAAUACAAACUACAGGAAUUCUCUUGCAUUUGCUCUGGGGCAAAAGUUGCAGAAUGGUGUAAGUGUUGGCCAACCCCCAGGGUUCCAAAACAUUACUGUCUCUAAAAAUUGCCAAUUGCCAUCUGAGAGGUCCUAUUAUGAUUCUCGCUAUUCUGGACCUGCAGAUUAUGCAGUCAAUCCAGUUAAUACUAAGAAGUACCACAGCUCGCCAGACAUUUCAGGAUAUGCCAUCCCUCACAGGGAUGUUCACAUGUCUGAUAAAAGUGGUUUAUGGAUUGGUUCGGUUGGCUAUGGAUCUUCUGCAAGUAAGACUUGUUAUGAACCAUCGUUAUAUUCAAAUUCUGGAUCAAGGACCGGAGGUUUUUUAGCCUUUGAUGAACUCUCUCCAUCAGAAGUCUACACUUCUCGUUUGAGUUCAGGUUUUGGUUCGGGAUCCCUCUGGUCCAGACAGCCUUUUGAGCAGUUUGGGGUAGCUGAUAAAAUUCAUAAUGUUGCAACAGAAGAUGUUGAAAGUAGGUGUAGUGCAACCACUCAAGAAACUACAGUUGUGGAUAUAGACGGAAAACUUCUUCAAUCUUUUAGACAUUGUAUUUUGAAGCUAUUAAAAUUGGAAGGGUCUGAUUGGUUGUUUGGACAGAAUGAUGGGGCUGAUGAGGAUUUGAUUGAUCGCGUAGCUGCAAGGGAGAAAUUUGUUUAUGAAGUUGAAACCAGGGAGAUGAAUCGGGUCAAUCAUACAGGAAAUGCUCAUUAUUAUUCGUCUGAGGGGAAAUCCAGUUCUUCAAUGAAGAAUAAUGAUGUAAAUUGCUCUAGUUUUUUCGUGUCCUCAAUCCCUAACUGUGGGGAGGGAUGUGUAUGGAGAGCAGACUUAAUCAUUAGCUUUGGGGUGUGGUGUAUCCACCGUGUUCUUGACCUUGCACUUAUGGAGAGUCGACCAGAGCUAUGGGGGAAAUACACAUUUGUGCUCAAUCGCCUCCAGGGCGUCAUUGAACUGGCUUUUUCCAAGCCCCGUAGUCCCUUGGCCCCAUGCUUUUGCCUUGAAGUUCCCAUAUCACACAUGCAAAAGUCAAGCUCGCCUCCUUCCAAUGGGAUGCUGCCCCCUGCUGCAAAACCAGGCCGGGGAAAAUGUACAACUCAAUCAAUGGUGCUUGACCUGGUCAAGGAUGUGGAGAUUGCUAUCUCUAGCCGGAAAGGUCGUACAGGAACUGCAGCUGGUGAUGUAGCUUUCCCGAUGGGAAAGGAAAAUUUGGCAUCUGUUCUCAAACGUUACAAGCGUAGAUUAUCCAACAAACCAGUUGGCACUCAUUAAGGGAUUCGCAAGAUUCACACAACAGCACCAUAAAACUUGUAGCAUUUGGCCCUCAGUGUGCUUUAACAAAACCAAUGUUCCUUGGGCUGUUGUGUAAUGUGAAGCAGUUCAUGUUAUAGAUCAAGGACUGCUGUCUCCGUCUACCAAAUUCCUUGCAGCAUAUUUAUUUCCUUGUAUGUUUCAUACGCAUAGGGUUAGAAUUACUAUAUGUAAUUGCAACAAAAUCAAAGGAAAAAGAUGGUUAGAUGGAAACUGUCUUCUACAAUGUUGUUGGCUUAUUUUUCAUUACGCAUCAGGUGGGGGUAACAAAAAGAAAAAAAUUGUCGACAUGUUUUAAUUUGGGUGUUAUUAUGGCAAUUGGUUAUAGUGCGA
Molecule: messenger RNA, 4833 nt
Organism: Gastrolobium bilobum
Lineage: Eukaryota; Viridiplantae; Streptophyta; Magnoliopsida; Fabales; Fabaceae
Product: ethylene-insensitive protein 2.2-like
Exons: 8
Coding region: 589-4461 (1290 amino acids)
Biological process (GO): ethylene-activated signaling pathway; metal ion transport
Cellular component (GO): membrane
Molecular function (GO): cadmium ion transmembrane transporter activity; manganese ion transmembrane transporter activity
Source: RefSeq, a predicted model, not a curated record